GGGAGACCGGAUAUAGGGAAUGCAGGGUCCGGGGAGACCAGAUAUAGGGAAUGCAGGGUCCGGAGAGACCGGAUGCAGAUAUAGUGCAUGCAGGGUCCAGGGAGACCGAUAUAGUGAAUGCAGGGUCAGUGGGGAUACCAGAUAUAGUGAAUGCAGGGUCCAGGGGAGACUAGAUAUAGUGCAUGCAGGGUCUGGGGAGACUAAAUAUAGUGAAUGCAGGGUCCAGGGAGACCAGAUAUAGUGAAUGCAGGGUCCGGGGAGACCAGAUAUAGUGAAUGCAGGGUCCGGGGAAACCAGAUAUAGUGAAUGCAGGGUCCGGGGAAACCAGAUAUAGUGAAUGCAGGGUCCGGGGAGAGCGGAUAUAGUGAAUGCAGGGCCCGGGGAGACCAGAUAUAGUGAAUGCAGGGUCCAGGGAGACCAGAUAUAGUAAAUGCAGGGUCCGGGGAGAACUGUGCGUUCAGUGGUGGACUUCUGCGGUGAACAAAAUACAAAUAAAGC
Molecule: messenger RNA, 498 nt
Organism: Staurois parvus
Lineage: Eukaryota; Metazoa; Chordata; Amphibia; Anura; Ranidae
Source: the annotation of a GenBank genome assembly